CUCACGGUUUAGUUGAGCAACUGAUGAGAGGGUGGAAGGGUCCCAACCAAGCCUAGAAAUAAGAAGAAAACAUUCUCAAAUGGAUUCCCGUGGAAUUAAGCGCUUGUUGUUUUCCUAUGUAUUAAUUAACGGUAUAUUUAUUACACUGCAAACUAAAGAAGAGGUGCUGUUGGAUAUGAGGGCAUCAGGGAGUGAGCUAGGCUGGCUGACCUGGCCCUAUGAACAAGGAUCCAAGCAAGGGUGGGAGGUGGUCCAGAGGAGUCUGAAUGGCUCCCAGUUGUACACCUACUCUGUGUGUAAUGUGGGCGAGCAUGAGCAGGACAACUGGUUGCGUACCACCUUCAUCCAGCGCCGCCCGUCGGCCUCUCGCGUCUUCGUGGAGCUGCAGUUCAUUGUGCGUGACUGCAACUCAUUUGAUGGCUCGUCGCUCACCUGCAAGGAGACCUUCAACCUGUUCUCCUCUGAGUCGGACGCCGACAUCGGCACCAGCUUCCGCAAGGGCCAGUUCAAGAAGGUGGCCACCAUCGCGCCGGACGAGAUCACCAGCCGAAAUGAGCUGCGCAUCAACACAGAGACACGGGUGGUGGAGAGCCUCAGCAGGAAAGGCUUCUACCUGGCCUUCCAGGACAUUGGGGCCUGCAUGGCGCUGCUCUCUGUCAGGGUCUACUACAAGACCUGCCCGGCCACCGUCAAGAGCCUGGCAGCCUUCCCUGAGACAGUGGCGGGUGGGGGGGUGAACCAGGCCCUGAGGGAAGUGGCGGGGGCCUGCGUGGAGAACGCAGUGAGUGAGGAGUCGCCCCGCAUCUACUGCACGAUGGACGGAGAGUGGGUGGUGCCUGUUGGACAGUGCCAAUGCAUGCCCGGCUACGAGGCCUUCAACGACACAUGUCGAGAUUGUCAGCCAGGCUUCUUCAAAGAGUUUGUGUCCAACAACCAAUGCGAGCUUUGUCCUGUUAACACCAAGCUGCUGAGCUCCGGGGCACUGCUCUGUCCGUGUGCAGAAGACUUCUAUCGUGCUCCCGAUGAUCCAACUACAGGGCCCUGCUCAGGCCUGCCCUCAGCACCGCGAGAACUGGUCGCCACGACCACCCAGCUGGCGGCGGGCAAGCUGCAGCUGUCAUGGAGUCCGCCGGAGGACACGGGCGGCCGCAGUGACAUCAGCUACAGCGUGGAGUGCCGUCGCUGCGAGGGCACCGCGUGCCAGCCAUGCGGGGAGAAGGUGCGCCUCGAGCCGGCCAGCUCAGGCCUGAUGGACACCAAGGUGGCAGUGAGCGAGCUGGAGCCCCACCUCAACUACACGUUCACCGUGGAGGCCCACAGCGGAGUGUCGCUGUUCGCCAGCCAGGGGGCGCCACGCUCCAACAGGCCCCCAUCCACCAGCAUAUUGACCACUGCCCUGCACUACACAGACCCGCCCAAGGUGACGUCCAUGCGUCUGGACGAGCGGAGCCUCACCAGCGUUUCCCUGUCCUGGGCUGUAGCGCCCCGCAGGCCCAUGCCCCAGCCCACCCGCUACAAACUCACUUACCGCAAGAAGGAUGACAAUCUGGAUGUGACCACGUACACUGUUCUGAUUCUGGAGAAGAGAUCUGUGCAGAUCAGUGACUUGUCCCCAGGCACAGCCUACCUAUUCAGGGUACAGGCCCUGAGCCCCGAGGGCAGCCCUGGAGGAUCCAGCAUAGAGGAUGAAUUUGAGACCCUGACUGAAGUGCCACUGUCCCAGAGCAACACUGGGGUCAUAUUCGGAGCAGCAGUUGGCGGAGCGGCCAUGUUGAUGAUUGUGGUGGUCGUCCUGCUCAUACGCAAACGGAGAAGGCGAUCUCAUACAAGACAAGGACCAGAGGAUACUUACUUCUCUAGCUCAGAGCAACUGAAGCCGCUGAAGACCUACGUGGAUCCGCACACAUACGAGGACCCCAACAUGGCCAUCCUCAAGUUUGCCAGCGAGAUCCAUCCCAGCCAUGUGACCAAGCAGAAAGUGAUUGGAGCAGGGGAGUUUGGAGAGGUGUACCGUGGUAUUCUGAAAGCGCCAGGGCGGAAGGAGGGGGCGGUGGCCAUUAAGACGCUGAAGCCGGGCUACUCAGAGAAGCAGAGGCAGGACUUCCUGUCAGAAGCGAGCAUUAUGGGACAGUUCUCCCACCAGAAUAUAAUUCGCCUGGAGGGAGUCGUCACCAAAUUCAAGCAUGCCAUGAUUGUGACUGAGUAUAUGGAGAACGGCGCACUGGACAAGUACCUAAAGGAUCGUGAUGGCGAGAUGCCCUCCUUCCAGCUGGUGGGCAUGAUGCAUGGCAUCGCCGCUGGCAUGAAGUACCUGUCUGACAUGAGCUACGUUCACCGGGACCUGGCUGCCCGCAACAUCCUGGUCAACAACAACCUGGAGUGUAAGGUGUCUGACUUCGGCCUGUCCCGAGUGCUGGAGGACGACCCUGAGGGCACCUACACCACCAGUGGUGGUAAGAUCCCCAUCCGCUGGACAGCCCCAGAGGCCAUUGCCUACAGGAAAUUCACCUCGGCCAGCGACGUGUGGAGCUUCGGCAUCGUCAUGUGGGAAGUCAUGGCCUUUGGCGAGCGGCCCUACUGGGACAUGAGCAACUGCGAGGUGAUGAAGGCCAUCAACGAGGCGUUCAGGCUGCCAGCGCCCAUGGACUGCCCAUCAGCCGUCUACCAGCUCAUGCUGCAGUGCUGGCUGCAGGACCGCUCCAAGAGGCCCCGUUUCCCGGACAUCGUCAGCCUGCUGGACAAGCUGCUCAGGAGCCCAGAGUCCUUGAAGGCUAUCGCAGACUUCGACCCCCGCGUAUCCAUCCGCCUGCCCAGCACAAGUGGUUCGGACGGCUCACCCUUCAGGUCGGUGUCAGAGUGGCUGGAGUCCAUCAAGAUGAGCCAGUACAGUGAGAACUUCACCUGCGCUGGAGUGGUCACCAUGGACCAGGUGCUGCAGAUGAAGAAUGUGGAUAUCAAGAACAUUGGCGUAAGACUGCCCGGCCACCUGAAGAGAAUUGCAUACAGCAUCCUGGGCUUGAAAGACCAGACCAGCACCCUGAGUGUAUUUGCAGUGUGACCCAAUGCUAGUGGUGCAGGAAUAUGAGUUGGGCAGCACUCUGACUGAACUUUGAACUCUGUGUUGGACUGGAGCGGAGCUGCGGGGACGGCUUUGGACAGACAAACAGAACUUCUUAGGGGCAUGGUCUAGCCAAAAGAGACUGAAAAUACUGUACAAUCUUAAAGAUUUCUAACAGACUUGUUAAGCGUAUCUAAAAA
This is a messenger RNA of Salvelinus sp. IW2-2015, 3258 nucleotides long. It is a transcript of the gene epha2b, whose product is annotated as eph receptor A2 b. Lineage: Eukaryota; Metazoa; Chordata; Actinopteri; Salmoniformes; Salmonidae. Gene Ontology annotation, cellular component: dendrite; plasma membrane. The record is from RefSeq and is a predicted model, not a curated record. Gene Ontology annotation, molecular function: transmembrane-ephrin receptor activity; protein binding; ATP binding. Gene Ontology annotation, biological process: protein phosphorylation; axon guidance; ephrin receptor signaling pathway.